Molecule: messenger RNA, 1079 nt
Organism: Metschnikowia bicuspidata var. bicuspidata NRRL YB-4993
Lineage: Eukaryota; Fungi; Ascomycota; Pichiomycetes; Serinales; Metschnikowiaceae
Gene: OPI3
Product: bifunctional phosphatidyl-N-methylethanolamine N-methyltransferase/phosphatidyl-N-dimethylethanolamine N-methyltransferase
Exons: 1
Coding region: 271-885 (204 amino acids)
Biological process (GO): phosphatidylcholine biosynthetic process
Molecular function (GO): S-adenosylmethionine-dependent methyltransferase activity
Source: RefSeq, a predicted model, not a curated record
CACAAGCUUAAAAUCACAGCAAUUGAAUAAAAGCACUCAUCAUGGUUUAGCUCGUGCAAUUCAGAUCUCGUCUGUCAUCGAACAAUUGCCUUUUUGUUUUCGAGCAACCCAAGGCCGGCGGCUAGCAACUAUAACUACGAGCAAAGGUGCCUUCUCCGACAAAGCAAGAAAAAAUCAGAAAAAGUCCAUCCUAAGCACCUGUUUCAAAUUGCGAUCCAUACAACUGCUGAACUUCCCUUACUAAAAAAGUACAUGAUACUAACCUCAUAGAUGAAACAAGAACAGCUCUUACACUUAUUGUACAACCACCAGGACUACGUGGACAACACGCCUGAGCUCAGAUUUGCGCUUGCCACCAUUGUUUUCAACCCCGUGUUUUGGAACAUUGUCGCCAGGCUCCAGCACAAGACCCAUUUCUUGUCCAAGGCCGUGGGCGGUGCAUACAGGGGAUGCUACCUCUUGGCAAUCACCAUUUUCUCUUUGGGUAUCUACCGUGAUCACGUGUACCACUCGGCCUUGAUGCAACAGCCCACAUAUGCGCCAUUGGUUGAAUCCCCAGUGGUCCAGGCCUUGGCUGUGGCGACCUUCGCAUUCGGAAACGUGCUUGUGAUCUCGUCGAUGUGGGCUUUGGGAGUCACGGGCACCUACUUGGGCGACUACUUUGGUAUUUUGAUGAAGGACAGGGUCACGUCGUUCCCCUUCAACAUCAACAACAACCCGAUGUACAACGGCCUGACGCUCUGCUUCUUGGGCACCGCCUUGUGGUACGGCAAGCCAACAGGAAUCUUGGUUUCCGCGUUUGUUUACGUCAUGUACCGCGUGGCCUUGCUCUUCGAAGAGCCAUACACGGCCAGGAUCUAUGCCCACAGAGACUUGAAGGCGUGAGCCCCAGGCUGGACUGAAGUCUACUCUUUGCACCUAGAAGCCCAGUACUGGGUUCACCGCUUCAACAACUGUUUAUAGAUGAAUACACACAAGCCUGACCUGUAAGAAGUAUCUUGACAUCAGACAUCCAUGCCUGCGAACGUAAUUGAAACUAGGGGGUUUCGGGGGCACAAGACCGACUUGAAACAGAAUGC